CUUCUUUCACAUACUUCCAAAACACGGCGAGUUGCCAGCGUUUACUUUCCUUUUUCAUUUCCUCAUUAUUAACUGAUCCCAUUAAUUUAUUUAAUUACUUCCAAUUAUUCAUUUAUUUUGGUAAUUAGUUACAUUCAGGCGCAUUAAAAUUGACUUGUCUAUAUACAAGGCCAUUUCUUGUUUUUCUUAUUAAAAUUCUUGUACAUGCACAUCACAUACUAUAUUUAGUAUAUAUUCCCUCUCAUUGUUUUAGGCAACUCUUUUAAAGUAAUAUAAAACCUAAAUAUUUAUAUAUGCAUUAUGGGUCCGAUUGGUAAUGGCUGUAGCUUUAAAUAUUUUGCUGUAGAAAAAAAUCUGUAGACUUUUUGUUGUGGCUUUAGAUUUUAUUGCUGUAGAAUUUUAUUGAAGCACUAAAAAAUUGCUUUGGAUAUUUGGCUCUGCAGAGCACUUGUACAGCUGUAGGUUAUUUUAAGAGCUGUGGUUUCAAAAAAAAAAUUAAAGCUUGAUUGUUCUAAAUUUGGUGCUGUAGAAAUAAAUAGGGCUGUGGACAGCACCUACAGCAACUACCAAUCACCCCCUAUAUCAGUUUCUUGAUUAUCAGAUUUUUUUUCUUUUGGUUGGAAACUUAUAAUCUGUGGUUCUUUUUGUUAUGCUUUUAUAAACAAAUUUUAUUCUUGUCUUUAAUAGGAGUAGUUGUUGUUUACAUACUUUUACUUCUUAUCAGAGCCAUCAUUUUGGUCUGUUAAUAUAUUCUUUUAUUGGUGUGAUUACAUGUAGGAGGAGACCAAGUUAUGUUGCCUCAAGCCACUAACAUACACGAAUCUGACUCAUUCUCUCUCAGUAAACUAUUUUGCCAAUUGAGUGUAUGUUAGUUAUAUAUAUCCCCUCUUGCGAUUUGGCUGGCUUUGUCAUUUUAACUAACAAAAAAAAAAAAAAGAGAAAAACCAAUACAAAGAGAAAGGAUCAAAUAUUGCAGCGAUGAGAUAUUUGGUCUCCUUCACCUUAAUGAUUUGUGUUCUCGUCUUGGCCAUGUUGAUUAUGGUUGCUGAUUCUUCGUAUGGUGAAGGAGGGAAAAAACGCGCUCCUCCAGCAAUGGCUCCUUCACCAUCACCAAGUAGUGACGGUGGUCACUUUGGUGGACCCAACAAAACUCUUCCACCACCUCCAAACGCAGCCACUUUCAUCGUUUUCCCACAACUAAUCUCCGCAACAGUGGCGACUACUGUUAGUGUCUUGGUUUUCAUCUUGUAACUAAAUUAUAUAUGUAUUUCCUUCAUCUCAACUUUGUUUGUUUCUCUAGCAUGUUUUCUUUGUUGAAUUUGUUUUCAUUCGUCUUUACUGUGAUC
Brassica rapa (field mustard) is the source of this 1346-nucleotide messenger RNA. RefSeq lists its product as uncharacterized. Lineage: Eukaryota; Viridiplantae; Streptophyta; Magnoliopsida; Brassicales; Brassicaceae. The record is from RefSeq and is a predicted model, not a curated record.